This is a messenger RNA of Pungitius pungitius (ninespine stickleback), 3979 nucleotides long. RefSeq names its product high affinity choline transporter 1-like. Gene Ontology annotation, cellular component: plasma membrane. Gene Ontology annotation, molecular function: choline:sodium symporter activity. Lineage: Eukaryota; Metazoa; Chordata; Actinopteri; Perciformes; Gasterosteidae. Bases 362 to 2032 code for a protein of 556 amino acids. Gene Ontology annotation, biological process: transmembrane transport; acetylcholine biosynthetic process; choline transport. The record is from RefSeq and is a predicted model, not a curated record. The transcript is spliced from 10 exons.
UUACCUUCUUUGUUGACCGAGACUCACAUUCAGACCCCCCUUUCCCGCUUUACCAGCAGAGCACUUUGUUGACAACUCAAAUAGACUUUUUGCCGUCUUUAUUUAAGAAUCUGUUUUUUUUUUUUAGUGUUGCUCCCAAACAAGGUGGAUGAGUGUCACAUCAAUCUUACUCUUCCUGGACUGAGUUAAUCACCUGGCCUGUUCUCUGUCCUGUGAGAAUAGCCUCUUCACAUCAUCACCUAAGAACUGACCCGUACAGUUUACCCUAGGCUGCCCAACCACUGAAGACGGGGGACAACAUCUGUCCGCCAUCUUGUCAGUGCUGCAAGUAUUAUGGAAACCCAUUCAGCAGUAGAUCGAUAUGGUUCUCAAUGUGCCGGGUCUGGUGGUCAUGGCGGGGUUCUACAUGCUGAUCUUAGGAACGGGCAUCUGGGCAUCCAUGCGAUCCAAGAAGGAGGAAAAGAAGUGCUCAGCAGACGGCAUGGAGAUAACACUUCUGGCCGGACGCAACAUCAACUCACUUGUCGGCAUCUUCACUCUUACUGCUACAUGGGUGGGUGGAGGCUUCAUCCUCGGUAUAGCCGAGGCAACAUACAACCCGACACUAGGCGCGGUGUGGGCCCUCAUGCCUGUGCCAUAUGUCCUGACCUUCUUCUUAGGUGGGUUUUUCUUUGCCAAGCCUAUGAGAGAGAACAAGUAUGUAACAAUGAUGGACCCCUUCCAACAAAAGUAUGGGAACGUGGUGAGCAGUGCACUGAUCUUUCCCGCUCUGGUGGCUGAUGUCCUGUGGGUGGCACGCACACUUGUCAGCCUGGGUGGGACCAUGAGUGUAAUCCUGGACCUGCCCUACGUCUACUCCAUCGUCAUCUCCUCGGCAGUGGCCAUGAUCUACACACUGCUGGGGGGGCUCUACUCUGUGGCCUAUACAGACGUCAUCCAGCUGAUCCUCAUCUUUGUCAGUCUGUGGGUGUGUGUCCCCUUCCUGAUGACCAACCCUCACUCCAUGGACAUCUCACUGACGGCCUACAACCAGACCUUCCAGGCUCCCUGGGUCGGCACGGUGGAGCUUGAUGAGGCCGGCAAGUGGUUUGACGACUUCAUGUUGUUGGCUCUGGGGGGUUUGGCCUACCAGGCGUUUUACCAAAGAAUCCUCUCGGCCUCAUCUUACACCCAGGCCCAAGUGACCUGCUUCGCCUCCUCAGGCUUCUGCCUGGUGCUCGGUAUCCCCUCCAUUUUGGUGGGGGCUGUGGCCGCCUCUACAGACUGGAACUCAACCGGUUAUGGACUACCCACCCCAUAUGAACGCAACCAGGCAGGCUCAAUCCUCCCCAUCGCCCUGCAGUUCCUCACGCCGCCCUACGUCUCCAUCAUCGGCAUUGGAGCUGUGGCUGCUGCGGUCAUGUCCUCAAUGGACUCAGCUCUUCUGUCCUCCGCAUCAUUGUUUUCCUCAAAUAUCUACAAGAACAUCCUCAGGAAGCAGGCUUCCGACCGUGAGAUGAUGUGGGUGAUCCGCACCUCAGUGGUAGUGGUGGGUCUGGCAGGCACUGCCCUCACCUUUCUGGACAACAGCGUUCUGGUCUUCUGGCUUGUGGGCGUGGACAUGUCCUACACAAUCAUGUUCCCUCAGCUGGUCUGCGUCCUCUUCUUCGAGGUGUCCAACGCCUACGGAGCUAGCCUGGGCUACUUGAUGGGAAUGAUCCUGAGGCUGCUGAGCGGCGAGCCCCUCAUCGGCCUCCCGGCCGCCAUCCACUUCCCCGGCUGCCGCUUGGAUGCCGAGGGGAAGCUAACCCAGUACUUCCCUUUCCGCACCGCUAUCAUGGUCACGUCGCUCUUGACUAUCCCGCUCUUCUCCUGGCUGAUGGCCGUCAUUUUCGACAAGGGCCUGCUGCCUGAGAGCUGGGACUUGUUCAAGAUCAAGCGCAAGGAGAAACCGACAGCCGCAGCCAUGGACGACGAGAGGACCAAGUCUGGUGUGGAGGGAGCGUCAGCCACCAAGCAGUUACUGGACACCACGCGCUGCUUAAGGGCUUGAUGCAGAGGGAGAGAAGAUGCGCGCUGGCGGGAGGCAAACAUGUUCUAUUAUCUGCUUAGCGAAGGUGGGGGGGGGGGGGGGGGGGGAACAAUGGCAAAGGCUGGUCAUUGCGCAGAGAAUUUGGAGCGAUAGUAUUUACAUUAGCCGAGUGUGGUCUGUGGGCUCACACUACUUCAUGAGUGGCCUCUUCUUCUACAGAGAAUCCACGGAAAGGAGGCUUGCUGGGGUGCGUCAGCAAUCCAGAUGUCAUCCCCCCCCCCCCCCCCCCCCCGCAGCAUUUAGUGAAAGUAUUUCUCACAUAUAAGGUCACGGGGUGAAAUGCCAGGCACUGCUGCGUCACAUAUAUUUAUGUUGUCUAUGUAUAAUGCAGCAUAAUCUCAGCUAGUAGAUCAAAUUGAACUUUUUAUUCAUUAGAUAUUCUGCCCUAAAAACUAACUUUUGGAAUUGUACAGAUAACAAAUAUAUUUUUUCAACAUUGAGACAAAUAGAGAUUACUUGUUUCCACAAAAACCACCGUGCUGUGGCAACGUAGAAGACGUCCUCCCAAAGCUGCAGUUGUUUAUUAGCUAUUGCAUUUUGUGAGACAAAAUGUCGUGCAUACUAUUUUACUUCACACAGAAACAUGGCUAACACACCAAUUAGAUUGUUAGAAAGAUUGUGCUGUUUUCUGAUUACUAAACUUCUUGCUGUGUAUCACAGACGACACAGCAGUCCACAUGUCUGAAGAUGUUUCAUUUUUCUUUCUUUUUUUCCAUUAAUCCGUGUGCAAAGAGAGAAUGUCCUCUGUUCUGUGGACGUAUCCAAGAUGUAAAGAUUCAUAGUUACAUGUACAUUUUCGGAGCAACGUUUACCUCCAUCGAUCCAAUACUUUCACCUGCGUACUGGUGACUAAAGUGGUGAGUCCUGUCGACUGCCACUGAGUGGUUUGGCAGAGAUGGUGACUCCGCUAAGCAAGCAAUUUCAGAAAACAGUAACGGAAAAACACUUGGCAGAAGAACUGGACCUGAAGCCUGGAACUGGAGACUAGACUGUUCGAUGAAGCUGAAGUUUUGUUUUACUGAGCCUUAUUGUAGUUCUGUUGUGCAGAGAGAUUCCUGCUAACACACCUUCCCCCACCGCACCGCUGCUCAAUAAAUCACCGGAAUCUGGUCUCACUCCACCGCCUGCGGGUGUUUGCUUGUCAUUUUAAAAAGGGUGAACACUCUUGACACUGUUCAAAUACCUCCUGGACUGGUAGUGUCUAAGUACACCGGACGUUGACCUCUGACCCAAACUCUUAUCCAAAGAACACUGUAUGAACGUAAUUUUCCAAAGACACACAGAACAAGCUCUUCUUACAACAGGACGUUAUCAGGGCAGAUUGCAUCCAUCUUUUUAUGCAUUUGUGAUUUCAUUACUCUUGUAUACUGUACAGUUGUCGUCAUUGUGAUUUGUAUAUUAACCCUUUUUUUUAAUCUAAGCUGAUUGCUAUGCGUUGUGAUUUCCAAAAGAAGAAAAAACACCAAAGUGUAUUUUAUCUCAAGUUAGCAAUGUUUUUAAAUUGAAAAAAAUCAUCUGCAUUUUACAGAACAUCACAUUUAAUUCCACCUUCACACAUGUUGAAAUCACUGUGUGGCAGUUUAUUUGGUUUCAGCAGUGGUCCUGAACACACAUCACAGGAAUUAAUGUUACAUAGUAAGUAUUGACCAUUUAAAAUAAACACUUUGGCCCGAUUACGUCUCAAGACCUUAUUUGAUGGCAGAAUAGGUCCGGAUAGGUAAGGAUGGCCCUGCCGUAAUGAUGGAGUGUAUGUUAACUGUCAUCUGUGCAUUUUGCCUCUUUUUCAAGAGAAAUGUGUUGUUUUCCAUGGGGGGUAAAUCCAGAAUCAUCUUUGAAAGUUCUUAACAGCUGUUAGUUUUACGAUAUCAAUAGGUAGUACAUUGCAUUAUCCUUUAUCAAAUAUGUAUG